Elgaria multicarinata webbii is the source of this 1501-nucleotide messenger RNA. It is a transcript of the gene HTR2B, whose product is annotated as 5-hydroxytryptamine receptor 2B. Gene Ontology annotation, cellular component: dendrite; plasma membrane. Gene Ontology annotation, molecular function: G protein-coupled serotonin receptor activity; neurotransmitter receptor activity. Lineage: Eukaryota; Metazoa; Chordata; Lepidosauria; Squamata; Anguidae. Gene Ontology annotation, biological process: smooth muscle contraction; phospholipase C-activating G protein-coupled receptor signaling pathway; vasoconstriction. The record is from RefSeq and is a predicted model, not a curated record. The transcript is spliced from 3 exons.
AUGCUUGAGUAACAUACAAACUCUGAACACGUUGUACUGGGCACCAAAAUGGCCUUGCCUUUGAACACGUCUGGAUCUGGCAACGGAUCUGUGCAACCAGCCCCUGGGGAGGGGAACACGCUGCGCUGGGCAGCUCUGCUCAUCCUAAUGGUCAUCAUACCGACCAUUGGGGGAAAUAUUCUCGUCAUAUUGGCUGUAUCAUUGGAGAAAAAGUUGCAAUAUGCCACCAAUUACUUCCUCAUGUCCCUGGCAGUGGCCGAUUUGCUGGUAGGAUUGUUUGUGAUGCCAAUUGCACUUCUUACAAUACUGUUUGAGAUCGCAUGGCCUCUUCCACGGGACUUGUGCCCUGUCUGGCUCUUCCUUGAUGUCCUUUUCUCCACGGCGUCCAUCAUGCAUCUCUGUGCCAUUUCACUCGACCGUUACAUUGCCAUAAAAAAGCCAAUCCAAGCCAGCCAGUACAACUCACGGGCUACAACACUCAUCAAAAUAACAUUGGUGUGGCUGAUCUCAAUAGGUAUUGCAAUCCCAAUCCCAAUCCGUGGCAUAGGAGAAAGUGGCGAAAACCUCCUGAAUUUCACCUGCGUGCUAAAACCUGAACGUUUCGGAGACUUCAUCCUAUAUGGUUCAGUAGCGGCUUUCUUUGUCCCCCUGGCCAUCAUGGUGGUCACUUACUUUCUCACGAUCCGAGUUCUCCGCAAGAAAGCCUACUUGAUCAACAAACUGCCUCAGCGCUUGACCUGGAGUACCGUGUCCACAGUAUUUCAGCGGGAUAUGACACCUGGCUCAUCACCGGAAAAGGUGGCCAUGUUGGACAACGCUAGGAAGCCACUGCCUAAUGGGAACGAAGAACUGCUAAUGCGUAGGAUGUCCACAGUGGGGAAAAAGUCAGUUCAGAACAUCACCAACGAACAACGUGCUUCCAAAGUCUUGGGCAUCGUAUUCUUCCUCUUUUUGUUGAUGUGGUGCCCGUUCUUUAUCACCAACAUCACUUCUGUACUCUGCAAAUCCUGCAGUGAGGAAUUUAUCCAAACGCUCAUGGAGGUAUUUGUUUGGAUAGGUUAUGUUUCUUCAGGUGUGAAUCCACUGGUCUACACCCUUUUCAAUAAGACGUUCAGGGAGGCUUUCGGCAGGUACAUGACUUGCAAUUACCAGGCCUCAACUCCUGGGAAUGCCCUUCGGAAGUGCUCCAGCAGGCUCUCUUUCAGAAAUUCCGUGGCCGAGAACUCCAAGAUUUUUAUGAUGAGCCACGGAAUGCGAAACGGGAUUAAUCCGGUCGUGUACCAAAGCCAUCGGCUUUGCAGCUCACCCAUCCAGUCCUCGUCAGCCAUUCUGCUGGAUACGCUACUACUUACAGAGAACGAAGUCGAUAAAACAGAAGAACAGGUCAGCUAUGUAUAGCUGAAUGAAAAAGGAAAGCCAUGCCCUCAACCCCUUGACAAAUGCCAGUAUGUAAAUGUGGUUUUCAUCUGUUAUUUAUACAAAUCCCAAUGAUAGUUUUAGC